Closterium sp. Naga37s-1 is the source of this 1683-nucleotide messenger RNA. Lineage: Eukaryota; Viridiplantae; Streptophyta; Zygnematophyceae; Desmidiales; Closteriaceae. The record is from the annotation of a GenBank genome assembly.
AUGGAGGCAGUGGGGUCCGGUAUUCCCGAGGUGAAGGGGUAUCUGAACGGCGUCAGCACGCCUGCUGUCCUCUCCGCCAAAACCCUCCUCGUUAAGGUGAUUAUUAGUCCCAACAUGCUCAAACAUAGGUCUGGUAUUCCUGAGGUGAAAGGGUAUCCCAACAGCGUCAGCACGCCUGCUGUCCUCUCCGCCAAGACGCUCCUCGUUAAGGCGCUGGGAAGCAUAGCAGCCGUGGCAGGAGGGCUGGCAGUGGGCAAGGAGGGUCCUCUGGUGCACUGUGGAGCAUGCAUCGCCAGCAUCCUGGGCCGUCUCAGCCAUUGGAUCUCCGCCCGCCGCGAUCUCAGCCAUCCGCGCAAGCCGCGGAUCCCGACAGCUAGCUCCAUCGCCUCUUUGGGACUGUUCAAUCACGGGUCAAUCAAGGCUUUAAGGACGCCGGUGUGGUUGCACAGCGACAGGGGUUUAAGAGAUUUGGUGACGUGUGGUGCUGCCUCGGGUGUGGCUGCUGCGUUCCUUGCUCCCGUGGGCGGUGUGCUGUUCGCGCUCGAGCAAGUCACCUCCUGGUGGCGCAACUCGCUCAUCUGGCGAAUCUUCUUCACUAAUGCUGUCGUGGCAAUGGUGCUGCGAGCCUGCAUCUCCCUGUGCGAGGGUGACAGGUGCGGCGGCAGUUUUGGGUCCCGAGGCUUCAUUCUGUUCGACCGAAGCAAGUCCCGAACUGACUUUGGGCUGCUGGAGGUGGUGCCAGCUGCCCUGCUGGGCGUGGUGGGAGGGCUACUCGGUGGGCUGUUCAACCAUUUGAAUGUCAAGCUGUGCGCUUACAGGAAGAGGAAGCUUCACAGGCACGGCGCAUGGGCGAGGGUGUUAGAAGUCCUUCUCAUCUCCCUCCUCACCUCCGCUCUUCGCUUCUACGGCCCCUUCCUCGCCUCCUGCCUGCCCUGCCCUCAAGACCCGGAUGAGGGAAUACGCGGUGCAAUGGGGUUAGUGGGGGGCUCGCACCAAGGUUCUUUCAACUGCCCGAGCAUCGUUGGCACGGGGGACCACAAGGCCUUUGCCUGCCCGGACGGGCAGUAUAAUGAUCUCGCGAGCUUGCUACUCCUCCCUGCUCCUCUCUUUCACCACAUUCUUUCUUCUCGCCACACCCACAUACGGCACAGCAGUCCCGGCGGGUCUCUUUGUGCCCUCCGUCCUCUGCGGUGCCUCAUACGGCCAAAUGGCUGCUACACGUCUCUUCUCCUGUCUUUCACAAUCUUCUUUGCUCUCGCCACACUCACAUACGGCACAGCAGUCCCGGCCGGUCUCUUCGUUCCCUCCAUCCUCUGCGGUGCGUCCUACGGCCGAAUGGCAGGCAUGUUCAUGGUAACCCUAUUCGGCCCACACCGGGUGGGGGAGGGAACCUACGCGCUCCUCGGCGCCGCGUCUUUUUUGGGCGGCUCCAUGCGCAUGACCGUUUCGCUCUCGGUCAUCCUGCUGGAGCUCACGGGCAGCUUGAAACUUUUGCCGCUGGUGAUGGUGGUGCUGCUGGUGUCGAAAUCGGUGGGGGACUUGUUCAAUCGGAAUAUCGACGACUCUCAUAUUGACCUGAAAGGGAUUGCUUACCUCCCGGAAAACUGCACGCAUCAGGACUUCACUUUGUUUGAGGAAGAAGGGGAGGAGGGUGAGGGGCGGAAGGAGGAUCCCCCACAGUAA